AUGGUCCACAUUCCAGGCUACACCCACACCCCCUACCCCACAUCAACAUCCCAGGCUACACCCACACCAACACCUCAGGCUACCCCCACACCCCAGGCUACAGGCUACACACCCACAUCCCAGGCUACCCCACAUCAACAUCACAGGCUACACCAACACCCACAACCCACAGGCUACCCCCACAUCAACAUCACAGGCUACACCAACACCCACAUCCCAGGCUACCCCCACAUCAACAUCACAGGCUACACCAACACCCACACCCCAGGCUACCCCCACAUCAACAUCACAGGCUACACCAACACCAACACAUCCCAGGCUACCCCCACAUCAACAUCACAGGCUACACCAACACCCACACCCCAGGCUACCCCCACAUCAACAUCACAGGCUACACCAACACCCACACCCCAGGCUACCCCAACAUCAACAUCACAGGCUACACCAACACCCACACCCCAGGCUACCCCCACAUCAACAUCACAGGCUACACCAACACCCGCAUCCCAGGCUACCCCCACACCUCAGGCUACCCCCACACCCCAGGCUACCCCCACAUCAACAUCACAGGCUACACCCUCACCCAUAUCCCAGGCUACCCCUACACCCCAGGCUACCCCACAUCCCAGGCUACCCCCACACCUCAGGCUACCCCUACACCCCAGGCUACCCCACAUCCCAGGCUACACCCAGACCCACAUCCCAGGCUACUUCACACCCACAUCCAAGACUACACCCACACCCACACCCCCAGACUACCUCACACCCUCAACCCAGGCUACACCCACACCCACACCCCCAGACUACCUCACACCCUCAUCCCAGGCUACACCCACACCCACCUCCCAGGCUACAGCCACGCCCACAUCCCCGGCUACCUCACACCCACAUCCCCGGCUACCUCACACCCACAUCCCAGGCUACACCCACACCCACAUCCUUUACCCCAUGGGUAUGGCUUAA
Molecule: messenger RNA, 963 nt
Organism: Haliotis rubra (blacklip abalone)
Lineage: Eukaryota; Metazoa; Mollusca; Gastropoda; Lepetellida; Haliotidae
Exons: 2
Coding region: 1-963 (320 amino acids)
Source: RefSeq, a predicted model, not a curated record